GUGAUCUCCCCCUCCUUCCUCUCCUCCUCCUCCUCCUCCGCCUUCUUCUCCGGUCUCUGAUCCUUGUUUUACCCCAAAACCCUCUUGUUUUUGGGGACACAUUUUCUCCAAAAAAAUAAAAAAACGAGACUGGUUUGGGGACUGUAUAAUUGAGAUCUUGGUUGAUAUUGUGAAGAUUCUGGAGGAAAAGAACAUCUUACACAUCAGUACUUCUUGUUUUUGCCAAUGUGAAGCAGUCAUUCACUCUUUUGUGGUGUCCACUUAAUUAAAGCAACUUCAGUCUGGUUUUAAGAGACGGCGUUUUUGAUGGAGUGCAACAAAGAAGAGGCCAUCAGGGCCAAGGAAAUUGCACAGAAGAGGAUGAUGAGCAAGGAUUUCCCUGGGGCUCUCAAAAUUGUACUGAGGGCCCAACAGCUAUAUCAUGAUCUGGAUAACAUAUCUCAGAUGCUAAUGGUCUGUGAAGUGCAUUGUACUGCUGAAAAAAGGAUUUUUGGGAAUGAGAUGGACUGGUAUGGCAUACUUCAAAUUGGGCAGACUGCAGAUGAGGCUGCAAUCAAGAAGCAGUAUAGGAAGUUUGCUUUCCAGCUCCAUCCUGAUAAGAAUAAAUUUCCUGGUGCAGAAGCUGCUUUUAAGCUAAUUGGGGAAGCUCAUAGAGUGCUUUUGGACCAAAGUAAAAGGUCUGCAUAUGACAUGAAAUGCAGAGUAACUCUAGGUAGACCAGCACCAACAGCAGCAGCUCGGCAGCCACAGAGGCCAAGUUGGAACCCACAUGUUUCUGCACGGACUAAUUUCUGCACCAACUUUCCAAAUUCAAUUCCUCAACAAAAGAAGCCAGCACAGCAAUCUCAACAAGCACAGACCAAUGGCCGGCCAACUUUCUGGACCAAGUGUCCAUAUUGCACAGUCAAAUACAAGAAUUAUACAGACAUUCUCCAUAGCACUCUUCGAUGUCAAACUUGUGAUAAGUCCUUCACUGCAUAUGAUUUGGGUGCAGCUCCUCAGCCAACUGACCCAAGUCAACCAAAAGUUCCCAAACAGAAAGAUGUCCAGAAUCAGGGUGCUCAGAAUGUGAAACAAGGAUUUCAUGAGAAUUUAUGCACUGAGAAUUCCAAAGCAACAUCUUCUUCAAAGGUGGCUCAUGAUUCGCAAGUUGGAAUUGAAAAUGCAAAUGGUAAGAGAGGAAAGCGAUCUGUGGCAUCCAGUGAAAGUUGUCAUACACAAAGCAGUAGUCGCUCAGAAGAUGAUAUUCUGAUUGAUGAGAGAAGUAAUGUUCAGGCUGGAAAGGAUGUUAAAUGUCCUAGAGAGAACCUUCGUAGAUCUGGUAGGCAUAAGCAAGAGGUUUCAUACAGAGAAAAUUUAAGUGAUGAUGAAGACUUGGUUAACCCGCCAAAGAGGGCGAAGGGGAGCAGUUCAUCCAAUGCAACUGAAGAAGAUGGAAACACACACAGAGAAGAGACACUCAAAAUCAACAACUUAGCCAAUGGGAAGAAGGAAGCUGAGAAGUUAUUUGGACAGGAAACAGCAGAAGGGGUUGAUCCUAAGAAAUGUUCAGAGGCUCAUGCUGAUGGUGGUAAGAUGAAUUUUACUGCUGAUUCCAAGUCAAAUUUAAUCCCCCAAAGCAGCCAAGAACGGGCUCUGCACUCAUACCCAGAUCCAGAUUUUAAUGACUUUGACAAGGACAGGAAAGUAGAGAGUUUUGCUGUUAGGCAGAUUUGGGCUGUGUAUGAUACACUUGAUGCAAUGCCCAGAUUUUAUGUUCAAAUCAGAAAAGUUUUUUCUCCCAGGUUCAAGCUGCGCAUAACCUGGCUAGAACCUGAUCCAGAUGAUGUGAAUGAAAUCAAAUGGGUUGAUGAAGGUUUGCCAGUUUCAUGUGGAAAGUUCAAAUAUGGGGAUUCUGAAAACACCGAAGAUCAUCUCAUGUUCUCACAUUUGAUGUAUUGGGAAAAAGGAACACAAAGAGACACUUUCAAGGUACUUCCAAGAAAGGGGGAAACAUGGGCCCUCUUUAAGAACUGGGAUAUCAAAUGGAACUCUGAUGCAGUCUCUAACAGGAAGUUUGAAUAUGAAUUUGUUGAAAUCUUAUCAGAAUAUGCUGAUAGUGCAGGUAUACAUGUUGCUUGCUUGGUUAAGGUGAAAGGCUUUGUGAGUCUAUUUUGUCGAAUGAUGAAGGAUGGAAUUGAUGCAUUUCAAAUUCCACCCGGUGAGCUGUUCAGGUUUUCCCACAGGGUUCCCUCAUUUAAGCUGACAGGUACAGAGAGAAAAGGUGUCCCAAAAGGAUCCUUCGAACUUGAUCCAGCUUCAUUGGCUACCAAUCUUGAAGAAAUUGAUGUUCCUGAGGACUCGUGUUCAAGAUCUCCAAGGAAAGUGAAACGAAAGAUUGGCUCUGGAAAAAGUAAUGACAAACAGGGCUUGGAGGUUGGUGAUGUUCCCCAGAUUUCUGUUGACGUGAAUGGGAAGAUGAACUCUAGAAUUAUGGGGGAGAAGGAGAUCAAUCAUUCUGACAGGAGUAAUGCAGUUUUACCAGCUAGUGUGGAUGUAGAUUUCACCUUACAUAAAUCCCUGAAAGACAAACGUAAUCCUUCAGUGUGUAUCCCAGUUAACUGUGUGACACCCAUCAAUGCUGCAUCCCCUGUCUGUAUGGACAAUGAAUAUUUAACACUAUCAUGCAAGAAAAAGCUGUCAAGAACUUCCCUCUUGUUUGAGAUCCAAAGCCAUAACCCCUCAGACUUGGAGCCUAUUUCUCCACUUAAAGGUACAAGAAAGGGGAGGGAUUUGGCAGAUAUUCGGGUCACGUUUAGUGACCAUUUGGAUGAUAACAUAAUUAAACAGCAGAGAAAGAUUUUGGUCAGCCUAGGGAUUCCUGAAGUCUCUUCUAUUAUAGAUGCAACACAUUUCGUAGCAGAUAAAUUUGUGCGCACAAGGAAUAUGUUAGAGGCAAUGGCUUCUGGCAAACUCGUUGUUACACAUCUAUGGCUUGAGCGUGUUGGACAGGCUAAUAGACAUAUAGAUGAGAAAACUUAUAUACUGAGGGACAUCAAAAAGGAAAAGGAGUUUGGCUUCUGUAUGCCUGUUUCUUUGGCACGUGCACAGAAACAUGGCUUAUUAGAGGGCCGAAGGGUUUUCAUCACUCCAAAUACAAAACCGGGUAAAGACAUAAUUUCAAGUUUGGUAAAGGCAGUUCAUGGCAAGGCAGUUGAGAGAAUCGGCAGAUCUGUCCUGAAGGAUGAUAAAAUCCCAGAUGAUAUGUUGGUUCUAUCUUGUGAAGAAGAUUAUGCACUUUGUGUGCCCUUUCUUGAAAAAGGGGCAGAAGUUUACAGUUCAGAGCUGCUACUGAAUGGAAUAGUAACUCAGAGGCUGGACUAUGAAAGGCAUUGCCUCUUUGCGGAGCAAGUUAAGAGAACCCGCUCUACCAUAUUUCUGAAAAGCAACGACAAGUUCCUUCCUGUAACGAAGCUUAAAUAAAACCUUGUGCAUUCAUUUUCUUUUCCAAUUUUCAUCUUACCAUCUCUUUACUGUAAUGUUGUCUUAUAUAUGGUUACCUUUUUAACCAAAUGCAACAGAAACAGCAAAAUGUCAAACAACUGUCCAAUGUAUAUGGCAGUAAAACAAUAGUACCCUCUAUAUAUACUACCAUGUCAUGUGCAAAAAUGUAGUGAACUAGACCUUUCAUGGAUUGAUUACGUUUGUGCAAAAGAAACUAUGUACACCAAUUCUUCCACAAACAACUUGCGUAGGCGGGGUCUUGCAUCGUGCUAUGCAUUGUGCUAUCAUACUGGGUUAUUGGUGCGGUUUAGGGCGACCUGAACUCUCCAAGUAAAAUACUGGAUAUACAAUGAAUUAAGUGUCAUGGACAUCCCAAAACCAAGCACCGCUGAAAGUAGUAUUGCAUAAAUAGCCUUCAGAUGAAGCUGCAGAAUACAUAAAAAGGUCUCAAUUAA
Messenger RNA from Rubroshorea leprosula, 3938 nucleotides. The record is from the annotation of a GenBank genome assembly. NCBI's taxonomy places the organism in Eukaryota, Viridiplantae, Streptophyta, Magnoliopsida, Malvales, Dipterocarpaceae.